Kwoniella shivajii is the source of this 1005-nucleotide messenger RNA. RefSeq names its product DNA repair protein. NCBI's taxonomy places the organism in Eukaryota, Fungi, Basidiomycota, Tremellomycetes, Tremellales, Cryptococcaceae. The transcript has 6 exons. Gene Ontology annotation, molecular function: damaged DNA binding. Gene Ontology annotation, biological process: nucleotide-excision repair, DNA damage recognition; base-excision repair; UV-damage excision repair. Gene Ontology annotation, cellular component: nucleotide-excision repair factor 1 complex. The record is from RefSeq and is a predicted model, not a curated record. Bases 1 to 1005 code for a protein of 334 amino acids.
AUGUCCGCUCCUUCAGCCCAGGUACCGGCUCCAGUGUUGACCGCUUCUCAAGCCCGUCUAGCGGCUCUGAACCGACUGAAAGCCAAAAACAAGCUUACAAGCAAUCACAAUAGCAAUAACAAUAAUAACAAUAACGCCAGUGGAUCAUCAUCGGCAUUGACAAAUCGAGAUGCGUCACAUUCCUAUGUACACAAGCCAAACGGAAAUGUACCUUCUACAGCUAGGAAUAUGGUUCAGCAACAACAACAAAGUAAAGAUGAUCAAAAUGCCCCUUUGAGGAGAGAUCCCGGUCUAGGAAAAUACUUUGAAUACGAUCUGAGUAAAUUACAUAAUUCAAGAGGUGGUUUCUUGACUGAAGAAGAUAAAGAUGGAGGAGAUAGAAUUAAGAGUGUGGUUGAAUUAGCCAGAGAGAAGGAAAGGGAAAAGAAAUUAAUGAGAGAAGGUGAAGAGCCUGCUAUCGUCAUUGAUAAAUCACCUAGAUGCGUUGAAUGUGGGACAUUAGAGAUCAAUAAUCAGUUUUUGAAAGUUUUCGACAUUAGAGUGUGUAAAAAUUGUGAAAAGAAAAUUCCAGAGAAAUAUUCUUUGUUGACGAAAACGGAAUGUAAGGAGGAUUACCUUCUCACAGAUCCAGAAUUGAAAGAUGAAGAUCUACUACCACAUUUACUGAGACCUAAUCCUCACGCAUCAACAUAUAGUAAUAUGAUGUUGUUCUUGAGACUACAGGUGGAGAAAGUAGCUUGGGAUAAAUGGGAUGGCGAAGAUGGUUUAGAUAAAGAAUGGGCAAGGAGAGAAGAAUUCAAGAAGCGAAAAAGGGAAGAAAAGUUCGAACAAGGUUUGAGAGACCUACGGAAAAGAACGAGAAAUAAUCUGUAUCAACGUCGUCAAGAAUCUGAACAUGUUCAUCAAUUCGAGGAUGUUGAUGAAUUAGUAAACGAUCAAGGUGAUAAAAAGGUCUUACAAAGAUGUUAUGGGUGUGGACAAGAACAAGAGAUCGAAGUUUUAUAG